Messenger RNA from Blastomyces dermatitidis ER-3, 1386 nucleotides. RefSeq lists its product as uncharacterized. The transcript has a single exon. Gene Ontology annotation, biological process: regulation of DNA-templated transcription. Gene Ontology annotation, molecular function: DNA-binding transcription factor activity, RNA polymerase II-specific; zinc ion binding. Bases 1 to 1386 code for a protein of 461 amino acids. The record is from RefSeq and is a predicted model, not a curated record. NCBI's taxonomy places the organism in Eukaryota, Fungi, Ascomycota, Eurotiomycetes, Onygenales, Ajellomycetaceae.
AUGCAGCAACACCAGCGGCGGCCGGCUGCUAAGCGGUCGGCAUGCGACCGAUGUCGAGAACACAAGCUGCGAUGCUUGCGAUCGCAAAGCCUGGACAAUGGACCUUGCGUCCGCUGUGUCCGAGCUGACGUAUCCUGCGUAACGGGCGCUCCAAGACCACUCGGACGCCCUCCCACCAGGCCCAACAACACGCAUCAGCUACGGGGACCCCGACGACCACGGCAUUCAGUAUUUGUAGCUGCCACAGCACCCAAAUCUGUGCCCGAAGUGUCCCCCGCAUCCGUUGCGGAAACAGAGCCCAAAACCCCUACCGAAUCCUUCCAGGAACUUGCGUCAAAAUCGACUCCAGGUAACAGCAGCUUCGAUAGCUUCCACGACCCCCUCACUGUGGACUCCGAACUAUAUAGCAUGUUCUUCGACGAGGGAGUAUCCGGCAGCCAGACUCCGGGCGCAGUCGUGGAUGCCCUGGUUCUUGGAUUCCCUAACGACACUGCCCCGCUCUCAAACCUUGCCGAUGGUCCCAACCCAGGCGCCUUCACCCUUGGAGCAGACCUCCAUGGGUUGCAUGGUAGAGAGCAGCCGGCGCCAAAAUCACUUCCCGCUCUGCCUGGUAACAACAGUCUAGAUUUCUGCGUUGACCCUACUAUUCAGCUUCAAUCUCUACCCGGCAACGCCCUUAACAUCGCAAGUAGACUGUCGGAGCCGUGUCUCGGCUCGAGCAGCGCCCUCGCCCGGCUUGCUCGCCUCAACGAAGACAUCGCCCAUCAGCUUUCGCACAUGGACACUUUCGUUCUAAGCAUUCCCCCUCCAAAUCUCAUCCAUUCAUGUGUUGACAAGGUCGUGGAUCUGCAGGUGAACCCCAUCCUCCGGGCCCUGGAGAGUACCUCCAAAUUGGCGGCCAUUGUCAAGCAAAUCAUCUCGCCAAUCCAGGAUCACGGAUCGUCGCCUUUGAACACACCGGUCGUGCUCAUGUGCUUGUCUGGCCACAUACAACUGCUACAGAUAUACGACUCCAUCUUCUUUCACGUCUACCGGUUCUUGAUGGGCCUGCAUGAUAUCCUCGGCUUCUUUGAGAAUUUGCCGGGGUUCACUCAUAUUAGCGGCCUACCGCCCAUCAAGGGCGACUUGUAUAUCAAAAUCGUGGUUCAAGUGGCCCAGCACAGUAUCAGCAGCGUCGAACGGGUCAUGGGCCUCCCGGCAGAGCUGUGCCUCUCACCGCAGAGGACGUUGUCAAAGAGCUUACUUGGCUACGUGGAUUCACCUGACCCAUUUCAGAGCAUCAUGGACCAGGCUUGCAAUCCCUUUGAGAAAUCAGGACGAGCUCUUGUCGCAUCCUUGAGAACCAACAUCGGGAAUGUGCUAGGUCUCCUGAGGGAUGAUGGCUAG